Molecule: messenger RNA, 10978 nt
Organism: Coregonus sp. 'balchen'
Lineage: Eukaryota; Metazoa; Chordata; Actinopteri; Salmoniformes; Salmonidae
Source: the annotation of a GenBank genome assembly
AUGCAGGAUUAUAACUACCUGAAUGGAAACUGCCUGGAGAUCACCAUAGAACUGAGCUGCUGUAAAUUUCCACCGGCCUCCGAGUUAAAGAAAGAGUGGGACUACAACAGGGAGUCACUCAUUGCCUACCUGGAGCAGGUAGGCUUUUCCAAAACACAGUGUCACACUCAAACUUUCAAACUAUCACACACAUAAUUUCAUUGCACAUAUGAAUAUCUGUAGUAUUUAUAACUACUCUCUGGUUCUUACUACUAUUUAUUUAUUUUAAUUGAAGAGAUUGUUCUGUCUUGACAUCCAUUUGCAGUUGCUUCUUAGUUCUAGGCAGCACUUAGUGAUUUGAGCUUCUUUUGUUCCCAGCUACUGAGGCAAUAGGAACAGUGAUUGAGAUCUCUUCUGACAUUUUCCUGUUCUCUCCCAGGUUCACAUUGGAGUGAGAGGCUAUGUGAAAGAGGCUACCAAUGGGACAGCUCUGCCUGAUGUCAGCAUCGUGGUGGCAGGCAUCAACCAUAACCUGACCACAGCCCAGUUUGGUGACUACUACCGCCUGCUGCUCCCUGGGACAUACAAUGUCUCAGCUAUAGCCACAGGGUGAGUACUGCUGGAGGAAUGAGCUCCUCUCCUGCUGCACAGGGUACAGAAAAUAAAGUAUUUAACAAAAUAAGCAUACUCUACUCCUGGUUUUAGUUCCUGUCUGUUUUUCUUGGAACUGAUUUAUGUAUGGUGUUUUCUUAAAUUAAGUAAAUGUACAUCUUAGAGCUUAAUUUACUCUAAGAUAUUUCCCCUUGUUACUGGUACUUUCCCAUGUUACCUGAAACUUCCUGGUGAAAUACAUUUAAAAGAUAUUACCUGGAUGUAGACGCACUGCUGUGCACAGGGUUUUUACCUAGUUUUUCUGCAUUUUAUUUUAUUUUAACUGCAACAAAAUAAACAUGUUCAAUGUCUCGGUCUUCAUAGGUACAUGUCCAUGACAGUAGUUGGGGUUCAAGUGGUGGAGGGCAAGGCCACCGAGCUCAACUUCACCCUGGCUCCCCUGGGAAAUGAACCCACAGGUGGCAUAACCGUACCCUUUACCACCACUACCACUGUCCCUACCACAACCUCAGACCCUGACUCCUCCACCUCUGAGAUGGGGACCUCUGGGGCCAACGAGAGCUCCACUCCCCAGGAGGCUCAGCCCCCAGCCCAGCCUGAGCACCAGCCCAUCCAGCCACAGGACUUCCGCCACCACCAUUACAAUGACAUGGAGCUGUUCCUGCGCAGGUACUGUUAUGUUUGCUUUAUAGCCUUUGCAAUGAAGCAUUUAAAAUGUUAUGACAGCAAGUAAUGUUAGGAUAUGAGAGCUUUAAUAAAAUGUGAAAAAGCCUUGUUCUUUCAACACAACAGGUACAGCAACAGGUUUCGUUCCAUCGCUCAUCUCCACUCCAUUGGGAAGUCAGCAGAGGACCGUGAGCUCUACGUCAUGGUGAUAUCAGACAACCCCACUGUCCACGAGCCAGGUAUGGAUGUGAUUUGGUGUUACUGGAGCUCCAGAAGAGACUAUUAACUCUGAAGCAAUGCCUUCAAUAUAUGGCUGUUUGGUUUAUGUUGAUCUAACUUCUUACAGUAACUGGAUUGUGUUCCCACACUGAAAUUCAUAGUCUAGAAAAAUAGCAGUUCUGCUGUUUUCCUUCCUUAAAAAGAUCAUGAUAUUAUUGCUUCAGCUCAAUGAUCUAGUAGCUUCAUAUGCUUUUGAAUGUGGGGGUACUCUCUCUUAUCAGCAGGCCCAUUACAGCAUUGUAUUUUUUCAAUAUUGGGUGGCCUUGAAAUGACACUGCAAGGAUAAGGAGGGUUUUCAAAUUAAUGAAGUGCUUUAGUUUAAUUGAGUGUGAAUUUGUUCAGGAGACUGCCGCCCUCAUUCUCUCCCAGCCGACUCUGCCCUACUUCUCUUUUAAUAGCAGUCUAACCCUUAUUUUCUUGCUUUUUCCCGUUAUUUUCUCCCCUCUCCUUCAGGUGAACCAGAGUUCAAGUACAUAGCUAACAUGCAUGGGAACGAGGUGGUGGGACGCGAGCUGCUCCUCAACCUCAUUGAGUACCUGUGCCGUAACUAUGGCAGUGACCCUGAGGUCACCCAGCUAGUCAACACGACCCGGAUACACAUCAUGCCUUCCAUGAACCCAGAUGGUUAUGAGAUCGCCAGGGAGGGUAAGAGAGGAACGUGUGUGUGUGUGGGGUCUAUUUGUGAAAAAUGUUGCCUGUCUACAAGAAAAAUGCAUUGUAGCCCUAAAAGAAGGCUUUUAACAUGUAGCAUAAAGUCAGUGGUUCCCAACAUUUUUAUUAAAUUUUUAAGGAACUCAGUCCGGCUUUCAACUUACUCUUGAAAGUUGUAAUAGUAGAAGCACAAGGUGUAAUUUCGAAAUUGGGUAGUGCAUCAUCAGUUUGUCUCUUGUUAUGUCAGUCAUUGCAUACAUUAGAGAGCUAUUUAAUGAAGCUGCCAGUUGAGGACCUGUGAGGCGUCUGUUUCUCAAACUAGACACUAAUGUAUUUGUCCUCUUGCUCAGUUGUGCACCAGGGCCUCCCACUCCUCUUUCUAUUCUGGUUAGAGCCAGUUUGCGCUGUUCUGUGAAGGGAGUAGUACACAGCGUUGUACGAGAUCUUCAGUUUCUUGGCAAUUUCUCGCAUGGAAUAGCCUUCAUUUCUCAGAACAAGAAUAGACUGACGAGUUUCAGAAGAAAGUUCUUUGUUUCUGGCCAUUUUGAUCCUGUAAUCGAACCCACAAUUGCUCCAGAUACUCAACUAGUCUCAAGAAUGCCAGUUUUAUUGCUUCUUUAAUCAGCAGAACAGUUUUCAGCUGUGCUAACAUAAUUGCAAAAGGGUUUUCUAAUGAUCAAUUAGCCUUUUAAAAUGAUAAACGUGGAGUAGCAAACACAACGUGCCAUUGGAACACAGGACUGAUGGUUGCUGAUAAUGGGCCUCUGUACGCCUAUGUAGAUACUCCAUUAAAAAUCGUUUCCAGCUACAAUAGCCAUUUACAACAUUAACAAUGUCGACACUGUAUUUCUGAUCAAUUUGAUGUUAUUUUAAUGGACAAAAAAAUUGCUUUCCUUUCGAAAACAAGGACAUUUCUAAGUGACCCCAAACUUUUGAACGGUAGUGUAGCUGAUAUGGCUGACUUGCUUAAACAAAUGUGGUUUCUACUGACAAUUGAGAUGUGCAAACUAUGGCAUAAGGGGACGACGAGCAGAUAAGAGGCAAUCUGAAAGACAUUAAGACAUUAAGACAUUAAUGAGCGAGCUAGGACGGACGUAGUCAAUAUAACUAUUUGUUCAGCACUUUUGAAAUAUACAGUGACAGAAUUCAGAACAUGGGCCGUUCUUACAGUAUUCUCCCUGUACACCAAGUCAGAACCGAAGGAUAAAUAAAGGGGGCAUAUAAGCAGACAAUGAAAGCUUUUACAAUAUUCGAUGAUUACAUUUCUCUAAAACAGGCUAUUGGCUACAUGUGCACCACCAAGUCAGAACAGUAGGCUAAGUUAUGAGGGGGAAAGGGACCAAGGCACAUGGGCUACUAACAGCUUACUACACAACAUACACUUAGUAUAACAUUCUUAACUACAGUAUACAUACAGUGCCUUCAGGAAUACGUACUGUGCCUUUUGUUACGUUACAGCCUUAUUCUAAAAUUGAUUGAAUUGUUUUUUCCCCCUCAUCAAUCUACACACAAUACCACAUAAUGGCAAAGCAAAAACAGGUUUUUAGAAAUUUGUGCUAAUUUAUAACAACUAAAAGAACUGAAAUAUCACAUUUUACAUAAGUAUUCAGACCCUUUACUCAGUACUUUGUUGUUUGGCAGCGAUUACAGCAUGGUUUGGUUUUUGCUCUGACAUGCACUGUCAACUGUGGGACCUUAUAUAGACAGGUGUGUGCCUUUCCAAAUCAUGUCCAAUCAAUUGGAUUUACCACAGCGGGACUCCAAUCAAGUUGUAGAAACAUCUCAAGGAUGAUCAAUGGAAACAGGAUGCAUCUGAGCUCAAUUUCGAGUCUCAUAGCAAAGGGGCUGAAUACUUAUGUAAAUAAGGUAUUGCUGUUUUCGCUUUGUCAUUAAGGGGUAUUGUGUGUAGAUUGCUAAGGACAUUGUUUUAUUUAAUCCAUUUUAGAAUAAGGCUUUAACGUAACUAAAUGUGGAAAAAGUCAAGGGGUCUGAAAACCCUGGCAUAUUACAUCAUUUAUGCAGCAGCAUACAAUACAUUUUUGGACUCACCUUGUUGUGCUGUGCUCACUUGAACAGGAAGGUGGCGCGGCGGUCCUUCUUGGGGGCAUAUUUUGUCAUCAAAGUCUGGCAUGCUCUGGAUUUAUGGUGCUUUCAAGACAACUGGGAACUCGGGGGGGAAAAAACAAGAUCGAAUCAUGACGUCAAUGAUCUUCAGGUCAGAGCUCUAGAAAGAGGCCAGAGUUCCCGACUUGGAAUUCCGAGUUGGAUGACCAUUCAAAACAAAUCUUCCCAGUCAGAGCUUGUUUUUUUCCAGGAUUCCCAGUUGUCUUGAACUCACUGAAGUCUGAGAUUUCCGAGUUUCCAGUUUUGAACGCAGCAGAAGUCAUGCUGGAUUGACAGCAUGGCCAAUGUAUUCAACCUUUUCUGGCCCAUGGUGUUGCAUGUGAAUGUUUAUCCUUUUAAGCUUGGAAAAAUGCCCUUAAAUCCCGACUUGGACCAUACACCCUCUCCACUGAGUAGCAGGCUACUGAUUGCUUUGCAACGCUUGCAGUUAGCCACUGUUUCCUUCCAAACCAGGCAUUGUUGAAUUUGUGAUUUCCAACUUGUUGUGUAAUAUUUAUGACCAAUGAGCACCGAUACGUUUUAGCUAUAAUUUCUCUUCAUAUGACAAGGAUUGAAAACUAUUUGCCAGUAGAUUGUCAACUUGAUUCAUGAUGAUCACUGCUUGCUAGCUAAGAUUUUGAAAGUAUGAUGUUGACAUGAUCAGUCCAAUCAAAGCUACGGUAGAUAUAACGUGAUUUGACGUCAUUUUAUCUGUGGCCAAUGACCUUGAGCCUUCUUGGAUGGGCACUUCUAAUGUAACUCAAUGGCAGCACCCAAAGGGCUUGAAUUUCCGAGCUCUCCCUGUAGAUUUUGCGGGGACGUAGUGUCCCCAUGAGUGACAGAACACUGAGCCAAUCACGGCGCAACUAGAGAACAUUACCAACCCCUACGCUCCGUAUUUUAUAUUGGCUGCCCCACCACCACAGAAAGCACUGAGCUAGGCUGAAACACCUGCAUUUUGGAGCUGCCUUACUCAAGAAAGCAAGACAGAAAGAAAGAGACCAUGUUUGUAUGCGGCUCAAUUAUUUUAUUUUUUACAUUGUUUGCAAACUGAUAUGUGACAUGUAUUAAUGCCAAAAUAACAUGCAAAACAGGCAACACCAAUGACGGGUUGCCACUGUACGUAGGUCUAUUUUUAACUCCGCCAGUUGUGCUGCUGUUUUGCCCAGCAAUUUUAUAAACAGGAAGUUGAUCACCAGGGAAAUUUUUAAGGUGGAACUACCCUAGUAUUAAAAGAAGCCCUGGAAAUAUGUGUUUUGGUACCUGGGUACUUUGACAGCAGAAUGAUCCGUUUCAGUCAUCUCUGUAUAAUGGAUUGAGAUAUAGAAAUAAUGUAUUUAGGGUAUAAUGUAUUUGUAUUGUUUUCUGUUCAUUUUCUCUCGCAGGUGAUGCCAGAGGGUACACGGGACGCAACAACAGUAACAACUUUGACCUGAACCGUAACUUCCCUGACCAGUUUACUACCAUCACUGAACCCAGGCAGCCAGAGACCAUCGCUGUGAUGAGCUGGCUCAAGAGGUAUCCCUUCGUGCUCUCAGCCAACCUACAUGGAGGUAAGCCCUAAGCUCUACCAUUUUUCAAUGUUCAUCAAAAAAUUAUAUUUGCCCGCCACCAACGCCACUUUGGAUGACAACCUUAAUAUUACAGUAAUAUACUGCAUUCUCAUUGCGUAUUUCCUCUCUGCCCACUAUAGGGUCAUUGGUGGUCAACUACCCAUAUGAUGAUGACAAGCAGGGACGUACGGAGUACAGCAAGUGUCCUGAUGACAAGGUCUUUAAACAGGUGGCCAGAGCCUACUCUCAGGUCAGUGGACACACAAUUUGGGUCCUUAUAUCAAUCUAUUAAUGUCACUUUUUAAUGAAUAUAUUAAUGCAGUUGUGAAGAUAAUUUUAAUUAUGAUAAUAAAACCAGUGGAUAGUUGAAGAUAAGUUGAUAAGUUUACUGUUUUAAUUCUGCUGUCUGUAUUGCAUUGUCGCCUUUGCCCUUUUGUGUGUGUGUGUGUGUGUGCGCAGGAAAAUGCUCUGAUGCACAAAGGGCACCCUUGUGAGGACCUUUAUCCAUCGGAGUUCUUUGAGGACGGCAUCACCAACGGCGCCAACUGGUACAAUGUUCCCGGUACGUGCCCUCCCAUGCCAAUACACACACUGAGAGGAACAAUUUGUGUGUGUGUGUGUGUAUCUGACUUCUCUUUGUGUUCUCUCGCCAGGUGGGAUGCAGGACUGGAACUACCUGAACACUAACUGUUUUGAGGUGACCAUAGAGUUGGGCUGUGUGAAGUACCCUAAAGCCCAGCACCUGCCUUUGUACUGGGACCAGAACCGCAGAGCCUUACUACAGUACAUCCACCAGGUCAGCAUACUUACAUGCUGUCCUUCACUACGCUGUCAUUUGCUCAUUUAUUCAUCACUCUCUCUUUCUCACUUACUCAACAAACUAAAUUUUUAAAAACCUAUAAUUUCUCUCUUUCCCUUUAUAUAUGUCUUACCUACUUACUUUGUUUCAAAUGCACCAACUUGAAUUUGUGUGUAUGUGUGCGUGCCUCUGCAGGUCCACAGAGGAGUGAAGGGCAUGGUGAUAGACAUUAAAGAUGGUACAGGCAUCCCUAAUGCCACCAUCAUGGUGGAGGAGAUCAAUCAUCCAAUCACAACCAGCCUAGCUGGAGACUACUGGAGACUUCUGGUCCCUGGGACGUACCACCUCAUCGCCUCCGCACGGGGGUGAGAGACAGGACCGUAGAAGUAACUGAGAUAAAUUAGAGGGUUUGUUUAAAAUGUAGACCCAAUACCGGGUCUACAUUUGCAGGGUAUCCCCACCCUAACCCAUAGAAACAGAGCUAGAAUUAACAACCUUCUUUGCCCUAACCCUCCCUCCCCGUCUUCUCAGGUACAACUCAGUAAAGAUCUACGCCACAGUGCCAGAGGAGGGGGUGGAGCUGGUAGACUUCCGGCUGACGCGGGUUCGUUCGGAGCCCAACGGCCAGGCCCCCAAGGACCCCGGGGCCACACAGGACCCUGCAGAGGAGGCGUUCCAGAGCGUCAUUAAGAACCUGUCUCUGGGCCAGGGGCUGGAGCAGCUUGUUCAGAGUACCGCCACAGAGAGCAGCUUCAGAUACAGACGCUACAAGGAGCUGUCAGAGUUCCUGAGAGGUUUGACGCUCAACUUCCCCAAGAUCACCUCCCUGCAUAGGUAGGCCUGAGUUAUGACCCUUGACCUCUAAACCCUAACCUGACAUCUAACCUCUAAACCUCAACUUCCCCAAGAGGACCUCCCUGCACAGGUAGGCCCGAGUUAUGACCUCUGACCUCCUAGCUAAACUCAUCAAAUGUCACCUCCCUGACCUCUAACCCAUAGUGUAACUGCCCUUGUCAUGUAAAAAAAAUAAUGUAUAUGUAUGAUCACAUACACCAGAUGGGUGCAGUGAAAUGUGUUGUUUUACAGGGUCUGCCAUAGUAGUACAGUGCCCAUGGAGCAAAUUAGGGUUAAGUGCCUUGCUCAAGGGCACAUCGACUGAUUUUUCACCUUGUCGACUCGGGUAUUCGAAUCAGCGACCCUUCGGUUACUGGCCCAACGCUCUAACCGCUAGGCUACCUGCCCUCCUGUACCCCUAAUGGCUAACCUCAAAACCUCUCCUCCAAAUGUUUAGAAUUACGGUCUACAUCUCUUUGCAGAAGAGUCUGCUAGGUAACCAUAUUCCAUAUUAUCUACAGUGGAAUUGAUAAUAACAUGCAUUCUCCUAUCUAGUUUGGGCCAGAGUGUGGAGUACAGGACCAUCUGGGCCUUGGAGAUCUCCAACAAACCAGACGAGCCUGAAACGGCCAAGCCCAAGAUCCGCUUGGUGGGAGGCAUCCAUGGCAACGCCCCCGUGGGCACAGAGCUCCUGCUGGAGUUCGCUGCCUUUCUCUGCAUCAACUACGACAAGAACCCCACCAUUACCAGGGUGAGAUGUUUUAACGGACAUGUUUUUACUACACCAAUCAUAACUACAAUGCCUAGUGAAAUUAUUCACACCCUUGCACAGUUGUGUUGCCUUGAAAUUACUAAAUAUUCAUAAAGUUGUUUUUUUAUCUACCACACUUUAAAAGGGAAAGAAAACUUUCUAAUAAGUUUAGAGAUAUUCUAAAAUAAAAAAUCUCCCUUUAAAUAUCACUGAUGACCUGUUGUUCUACCCCUCAUUCCUCUUGGUCCUUCUUCCCCUUCUCCUCUCCACAGUUGAUAAACGAGACGCGGAUCGUCAUCCUUCCCUCCAUCAACCCAGAUGGACGAGAGCUGGCCAGAGAGAAACAGUGCACCUCUACUGUGGGCAUGACCAACGCACACGGGAAAGAUCUGGACACUGACUUCUUCGGUCAGUACCUGCUGUGGUUGGUGUAUAGAUGGAGAUGUUUGUGUUUUGUGUGUGUGUACUUGCAUGCCCUUACAUGUCUGAUGGUAUCGUGUCUGUGUGUGCUGCUGCUGUAGGUAAUGCCUCCCAGCGUGCGGUGGAGGCUCAGCCAGAGACCAGGGCAGUGAUGGACCUGAUCUUAGAGAGGGGCUUCACACUCUCUGUAGCCCUGGAUGGAGGCUCCCUGUUGGCUACUUACCCCUACGACAAGCCUGUACAGCCAGGUAGGAACAUGGGGCUCCAAAUAGAAUACUAGAAAACAAUCAAAUAAAUAGUUAACUAAUAGUGUACUUUUUUUCAGUUGGAAAUGAGGAAACUCUGAAGUACUUGGCCAAUAUGUACGCCAGCAACCAUCCUAAAAUGCACCUGGGGGAUACGGGAUGUCCAAGCAAUGGCCAGAGUAUGUACCAACAACACCACAAAUAGACCACUUUGACCAAUAGACUGUAUUCUGAAUUAAAAUGAAGUGGUGAAUUGGAAAAGAAGAUGGCUUCUAUACAUCAAUUGACUCCUCUGUUUCAUCCUCCUAUUCUCCUCCUCUCUCCCAAGGGGGUAACAUCCCAGAUGGAGUACUCAGGGCAGCAGAGAGACAAAGUCACAUGGGCAGUAUGAAGGUAUGUUUCAUCAACCGCUGCUUCCUAAUGCUAUCUAAUGCUACAUCUCUCACAGGAGAAGGGUUGUUCUGUCACCCCGGGCCCAAAGAGGCAUCUGCUGGUUGAGUCCCGGAACGACAGGACUUCCACUACUAAGUCUGUAUUUAACUUCAACUUUCUGUGUAAGAGCCUGAUCAAUUGUGUCUGAUUUAAAGAACAGUGGCCAUUCUGUACUAAGCUUUACUGGUCAUCAAUAUGCCUAUUCUGAUCUGUCUGUCUGCCUGCCUGUCUGUGUGUUCCAGGACUUCAGUGUGGACUUUGGCCACUGUCCAGAGAUCACGGUGUAUACAGGCUGCUGUCUGUUCCCCCCGGCCGAGCAGCUGGCCACGCUGUGGGCUGAGAACAGGAAGGCACUGCUCAGCAUGCUGGUGGAGGUCAGUAAUACCUUUUGACCUCUGUGUUCAAUAAAUUUACAAACGCGUUGAUAAGAGUUUUUGAGUGUGUUUGAUAGUAAUUAAUUAAUGCAUUUCGGGGCUCCGAUUGGUUACCUAUCAAACACAUUUGUUUGAUACGUUAUUGAAUGCAUACAUGGCAUACAUGUGUAAAUAUUGCCACAGCAGAUUAAGUUAAGAUAAUAUUACUUAAUGUUAUAGACUAGCGAUAGUCUAUCUUCCUGCGAUAGACUAGCGUCCUGUUCAGGGGGUGUACUUGUUCUGUACAUCAAGCUGCCUUACCCUACAGUAACAGGAUAUAGGCUCCUGCCCUAUCGGCCGUUCUGGCUCAGACAAGGCUACUUACUUUUUGUUCUGUGUACUUUACAUUCAAUCUGUGUUUCUGUCUCUCUCUCAGGUCCAUAAAGGUGUGCGUGGCGUGGUGAAGGAUAAGAGUGGGAAGCCCAUCGUGGGGGCCAUGAUAGUGUUGAACGGGGGUGUGAGGGUGUUCACUGCAGAGGGAGGCUACUUCCAUGCUCUGCUGGCACCAGGAAACCACAACAUAGAGGCUGUAGCUGAUGGCUACCAGCAACAACGGCAGGAGGUGGUUGUGUCAUCGUAUGAAGCCGCCAGCUCCAUCAUCAUUGAGUUUGACAUGGACAAUCGCAUUUUUGGUCUGCCCCGGGAGUUUGUUGUGGCUACUGCAGGUAAGCAUGAGGAGAACUGGGUUUUGUGGAGAUGUUACCUUUUGUGUAAUGUUGCCAGAUGAUUGCAGAGAAUUACAUAAAAAUAAAAAUAAAUUAAGUCAUUUAGCAGACGCUCUUAUCCAUAGCAAUUAGGGUUAAGUGUCUUGCUCAAGGGCACAUCGACAGACAAGGUGAAUAAGUAAAAUUCUGUAGGUUUUUAGGACAUAUGUUUGUUUUGUGCCUCUGCCUAAUGCCUCAUGUGUAUAUAUACUUGUCUCUCCUCUCUCCUUCCCUGCAGCGGCCUCCAUGACGGCCCUGGUGGUGACAGCCUGCAUCAUCUGGUGUGUGUGCUCUGCUAAGUCCAACCAGCAGAAGGAUGGUUUCCACCGGCUGCGGCAGCACCGUGACGAUUACGAGGACGAGAUUCGCCUCACCUCCAUGGGCUCCAAGAAGUCCCUGCUCUCCAACGAGUUCCAGGAUGAGAGCGAGAGCGAUGAGGACACACUCUACGCCAACGCCGACAAACUCUGAGAACCCGCAUACAUAUAAACUAUAGACAUACAUACACGGCCAACCUGGGUCGUAUUCAUUAGGCAC